Messenger RNA from Choloepus didactylus (southern two-toed sloth), 717 nucleotides. Its product is annotated as lysyl oxidase homolog 2-like. Gene Ontology annotation, biological process: peptidyl-lysine oxidation. The record is from RefSeq and is a predicted model, not a curated record. The coding region runs from base 1 to 717 and encodes 238 amino acids. NCBI's taxonomy places the organism in Eukaryota, Metazoa, Chordata, Mammalia, Pilosa, Megalonychidae. Gene Ontology annotation, cellular component: membrane. The transcript is spliced from 6 exons. Gene Ontology annotation, molecular function: copper ion binding; protein-lysine 6-oxidase activity.
AUGGCUGCUCCCGUGUACGGGGCCAUGGAGACCUGGUAUUGGCACGGAAAUGCCUACGCCAACAGAGUGGUCAUGAGCGGAGUGAAGUGCUCGGGCACGGAGCUGUCCCUGGCUCACUGCCGCCACGGGGAGGACGUGGUCUGCCCCCAGGGCGGGGUGCAGUACGGGGCCGGAGUGGCCUGCUCAGAAAAGAUUGUCCAGCAGAGCACCUACCUGGAAGACCGGCCCAUGUUCAUGCUGCAGUGUGCCAUGGAGGAGAACUGCCUCUCGGCCUCGGCCGCCAAGACCGACCCCACCACGGGCUACCGCCGGCUUCUGCGCUUCUCCUCCCAGAUCCACAACAACGGCCAAUCUGACUUCCGACCCAAGAACGGCCGCCAUGCUUGGAUCUGGCACGACUGCCACAGGCACUACCACAGCAUGGAGGUGUUCACCUACUACGGCCUGUUGAACCUCAAUGGCACCAAGGUGGCAGAGGGCCACAAGGCCAGCUUCUGCCUGGAGGACACGGAAUGUGAAGGAGACAUCCAGAAGAAUUACGAGUGUGCCAACUUCGGCGAGCAGGGCAUCACCAUGGGCUGCUGGGACGUGUACCGCCACGACAUCGACUGCCAGUGGGUCGACAUCACCGACGUGCCUCCUGGAUUGUACCUGUUCCAGGUGGUUCCUUCAGUGAAGAGACUGAAAAGAAGUUUGAACACUUCAGUGGACUCAUAA